GGUUAAUAUCAUAAUAGCAGCAGCCCCAUCUCUCUCUUUUUCUCUCUCCACAUAUUACAAUACAGAUGAGAGAGAAGACUAGUGCAUAUCAUCCUGUUCUCUCAUUUGCAUGUCUCCUUGAGCAAAACAAUCUCCUGUCAAAGAAAUCACCAAGUUCCACAUUCCCUUGUGCUCUCCACUCCUCUUCUCAACACACAAAAUUCAAUUACAGCCGUCAUCCGCCCCUCCCCCCCUCCCCUUACUCUCUCUCUCUCUCUAUAUAUAUAUAUCUCACAGGACACCAUGGGAUUUGAGAAAGAAGUGUGCUCAUCCUCUCAUGUGCUCCAAAUUCCACGUCUAUCCAGAGAGGACACUCCACUCCUCUCCAAAUCCAAACACCUCUCCUCCCAAUCCAAAACCUUCGCAAACGUCUUCAUUGCUAUAGUUGGCUCAGGUGUCCUUGGCCUCCCCUACACCUUCAAGAGGACAGGUUGGGUCAUGGGUUCACUCAUCCUCAUCUCCGUUGCCUUCCUCACAUACCACUGCAUGAUGUUGCUCAUCCACACUCGUCGGCGACUCGAAUCCCUCCACGGCUUCGCCAAGACCAAGAUAUCCUCCUUCGGCGAUCUGGGUUUCGUUGUCUGUGGCCCCGUCGGCCGCUUCUCCGUUGACGCCAUGAUCGUCCUCUCCCAAGCCGGUUUUUGCAUCAGCUACCUCAUUUUCAUUGCCAAUACCUUAGCAUACCUUUUCAAUUACUCUUCAAUCAAUCUCAAUCCCACAAUAUUGGGUUUUUCACCAAAGUCAUUCUUCAUCUGGGGUUGUUUUCCAUUCCAAUUGGGAUUGAAUUCGAUUCCUUCGCUGACCCAUUUGGCCCCUCUGAGCAUUUUCGCCGAUGUAGUCGAUAUCGGAGCAAUGGGUGUGGUAAUGAUGGAAGAUGUGUUGAUUUUUCUGAAACAAAGGCCUGUUUUGCAAGCAUUUGGGGGGUUUUCAGUGUUCUUCUACGGUCUGGGUGUGGCGGUCUACGCAUUCGAAGGGAUUGGAAUGGUUUUGCCACUGGAAUCAGAGAUGAAAGACCGAAGCAAAUUUGGGAAAAUUCUGGGUUUGUCAAUGGCUUUCAUUUCCUUCAUGUACGGUGGUUUCGGAGUUCUGGGUUACUUUGCAUUCGGUGAAGAGACCAAAGACAUAAUCACAACCAAUUUUGGGCAAGGUUUAUUGAGCAGUCUGGUCCAGCUAGGUCUGUGUGUGAACCUGUUCUUCACUUUCCCAUUGAUGAUGAACCCUGUUCAUGAGGUGGUUGAGAGGAGGUUUUGCGAGGGCAAGUACUGUUUGUGGAUGAGAUGGGUUGUGGUUUUGGGGGUGAGUUUGGUGGCACUUUUGGUGCCCAAUUUUGCAGAUUUCUUGUCUCUGGUGGGGAGCAGUGUGUGUAUAGUUUUGGGUUUUGUGUUGCCUGCUUUGUUUCACUUGGUAGUGCACAAGGAUGAGUUGAGUAGGAAAAGGUUGGUGUUGGAUAUGGCAAUUGUGGUGUUAGGGUUGAUUUUUGGGAUAUCAGGAACAUGUUCUUCUCUACUGGAGAUUUUUGCAGCCAUGGAUUGACCAACUUUUUUUCUUUCUUAAUAAUUUUUAUUUGAAUUUUGAUAAAAUCGAUUUUUUGCACUGUUUAAAAUGAAAGAUCAAUAUGUUGGGCCAUGAUGUGUUUGCUCAAGGAGCACAAUUCAAAAUGGUCCAUAGCACAUACACCUUGAGCCUAGCAAUGCAAACCCAUUAGCCAGCACACUCCAAUAUGAAUCCUCAGUUGCACAGCAAAAAUCAAAGACAAUUUGCUCUCGAGC
This is a messenger RNA of Cornus florida, 1808 nucleotides long. Its product is annotated as amino acid transporter AVT3B-like. Gene Ontology annotation, biological process: amino acid transmembrane transport. Lineage: Eukaryota; Viridiplantae; Streptophyta; Magnoliopsida; Cornales; Cornaceae. Gene Ontology annotation, molecular function: amino acid transmembrane transporter activity. Gene Ontology annotation, cellular component: vacuolar membrane. The transcript has a single exon. The record is from RefSeq and is a predicted model, not a curated record. The coding region runs from base 283 to 1572 and encodes 429 amino acids.